Molecule: messenger RNA, 894 nt
Organism: Lasiosphaeria miniovina
Lineage: Eukaryota; Fungi; Ascomycota; Sordariomycetes; Sordariales; Lasiosphaeriaceae
Exons: 7
Coding region: 1-894 (297 amino acids)
Source: RefSeq, a predicted model, not a curated record
AUGAAGAGAGAUGAAUUGAAGGAGAAACAUCUUCGGCUUGGAGAUGUGAUAGAAUGGAUCUACGGCAGCUUCAAUGCCUGCAUCCCCAUAUAUAUAUCCCCUUCACCUCGUAAUCUGAACCUCCCUGAGUGGGCUAUCAUUCGUUUUCCUCUGCCGUACAAAACCAGGGAAGCCUUCUUCCCCGGCAACGUCGAUGAGAAGCUGCGAAGCUGCUACAUACAUCUGUUCACAGUGCUUGAGAAUGAAUCCUUGUUCAAUCGGCUGAGAUGGUACUUCCGCAGCGUAAGAGCGUGGGUGUCUGGGCACACGCUCUCCCCUUACUUUGCACACCCUCGGCGAAGUAUCCUUGACGUGGGAUACCUAGUCAUAGAGCACAUCGGUGAGGGCAAGAUGCUCUCCAGGUCCUGGAAGGAACACCGCGGCGACCCGGACCGGAGGGCUAACCUCUUCCGGGAUUUGUCUUGGAUAAUUCUCUCCACAAUAAACGAUCAAGGCAUCCCCUCCCUAACCAACCGCCCGCUAGCUCGCCAACUCCGUGGGGGGCCGUUCGUCCUCACGUUGACCGACUUCCACCAGAGCAACAUCUUCGUCGACGACGACUGGCACAUUACGCGACUCAUCGACCUCGAGUGGGCGUGCGUGCGUCCCAUCGAGAUGCUCAGCCCGCCGACCUGGCUCUCGAGUGCGGGGGUCGGCAAAUCGGCUCUUGGCAUUGACGAGCUUAUUGGCGAGGAGCUAGACUCGUACGCCUCGGCGCACGAGGAAUUCAUGAAAAUGUUCGAGGCCGAAGAAUCGGCACUGCGCUACUUCUGGUACGCGCGGGCGCUGGACUGCCUGACGGGGCUGUACUUCCUGUUCAUGUUCUACUUCGGCCGCGUGGUGGCGCCUUACUAG